Symbiodinium sp. CCMP2592 is the source of this 2742-nucleotide messenger RNA. The record is from the annotation of a GenBank genome assembly. NCBI's taxonomy places the organism in Eukaryota, Dinophyceae, Suessiales, Symbiodiniaceae.
AUGGCUCAGUCGUCGGCGAGUGAUGAGUCGCAGACAGGUGCAGACAUCGCUCCGACAGAUGGCGCACCGUCUUCUGCCACAUAUGGCGGCGCGCGGUCUUCUUCGACCUACAUCCGCUCUGGAUAUCCAGCAGAAGCGGCGCCUUCAAGUGCGGGUUCGAAGCCUUUAACAUUGCGAGCAGCAGUGAAGGCCUGUGACGUGAACAGCGUCCGCCAUGCCUUGCUAAAGUUGCAGGGCCUCAACACUGAAGCUACCGAAGCUGCGCUGGAUGCAACAGACGGCAUGGGACGCACUGUGCUGCAUAUUUGUGCAGCUAGUGCCUUGCGAGGUGGCACAGGCGAUGUGAUGAAGCUACUUCUGGAGCACAAGGCCCGCACAGAUGCUCGUGAUGCGAACGAGAAGAACCCCCUGGACGUGGCGGUGGCAACGGCCGCAACGGCCACGGACGCGGCCACGGCAGAGGACUUUGUUUCAGCGGCGGCCACCGUCUCCUCUCUUUUGAAGUCCCGGGCCUCUGCCUCCGGAGAGCAACGAGAGUCGCUGGAGACGAGCCUGGCAAAGGCCGCAACGCCUCAGGUCAAAAACGGCUUGGCGCAAAUCUUGUCUUUGUUGACGCCGCCACAGGAAGAUGGAGGCAUCUUAGCCGAAAAGCUGAUGCAGGCUGUUGAUCGCCGCGAUCCAGAAACUGUCCAGAUCUUCGCUCGAAUACGCCAACGAACCGACAGCUCUACGCUCUUGGGACAGUGCAUGCAAGCGUUCGAUGCCGAUGGCAACACGCUGCUGCACAGAUUCGUGGUUGGUCCAACCAUUGACGCAGAGAAGGACAUGGUCAUCUUGCACCUACUGCUAGAGUCUGCCUCAGACAUUAACAACCGAAACUUGCUUGGUGAGACGCCUCUGCUGGCAGGCGCUAGGUCAGCAGCAAAGCUAGAAACACUGGAAGCUUUGAUAGCGGCCCGCGCCGACCCCAGUUCUCCAGAUACGAUCUCGCACGAGACCGCGUUGAUGGAGGCUGCCUGCCGUGGCGAUGCAGGACUCUGCCGGCUAAUUCUCAAUUGCAGGGCGGAUGCGGCAGCUAGGAAUAUCCAUGGUUGCACCGCUUGGGAUUUAGCGAUUGAGAACCGGCACAGCGACGUUGUCCAGCUUCUGGCGGAGAACGGUAGUGUACAACCACCCAGCCUGAACAGCGAAUUGAUGGCUGCGGUGAAGGCCUCCGAUGUGGAUACAGUGCAAAGGCUUCUGUCGAGUCUGGGAACACUCGAGCUCGAGCGAGUCUUAACACGCGGAGUGGAUGAUGCCGGACGACAGCUCCUGCACGUGUCUGCAGCCCAGGGUGCACAAGAAGGAGCAGCGGACGUUGUGAGACUGUUGCUCGAGUUCGGCGCACCGACAGACGACCUGGACUUCGCUGGCGACACUCCUUUGUCCUUGGCAGUCUUGACAGCUUCGGCCGAUGGCGAUGCCGGUGGCAGUUGGGCGGCUUUGGACACUUGCCGCGUUUUGCUAGUGGCCGGAGCCAGUGCCGAUGCUGGUGGACAGCUCUCCGCGCCCAACUGUGCUUUGGCAGAAGCCUUUCAAAGCGGUCGCGGCCAGGAUGUUUGUCAACUUUUGCAUGCAUUUGGGGCGAACAUGCCAUGGUAUGCAGUGGCAGAAGCCUCGAAUGAGUCUGCCGAUGCAGAUGCGGAGUACGCAGAUGUCGGUCAUGGCACCUUCGAAGCGCAGUGUGAGCAGGAAGGUAUUCCGCUGGAUAAGUUGGGGGUGCUGGGUGCAAAGGCGGUCCUCGCUGCCUGCAGCGGUUGGCGCCAGAUGACGGUGAAGCAGUUACGCUCGGAGUGCAGUGAUGUUGGCAUACCGACCGAUGGUUGUGUCGAGAAGGCAGAGAUAUUUUCGCGCUUGCGUCAAGUGCGCAUCUGGCAGGCAUCCUCCCUGGAGAUGCUCCGCGAGGAGGUGGGCAGCCUCGGCCAGGAUGCGCAGCGCUCCCGGCAAGAGCUCGAGAUGAGCAAGAAGUGCAACACCCAAUCGAUCUUCUUGAGCGGGGACGUGGCGAGGGAGGACUACGGGAUGGUCGCAGGGCCUCCUCCACGUCGGGCCCAAGGCUACCAGGGCGAACGUCGUCAGGAAGGAGAUGCUGGCGGCAUGCGAGCCUGGACCGGCGGUUGGAGCCGGAGGGACGAGAUGGAAGACAGCUGGGCACCAGCCCCGAAAGGCCAGAGCAAGGGCUGGGGCAAAAGCUGGCGCAGCGAUCCUUGGGAGAGCCCGAGCUACGGCUACGGCGGUGGCGGCGGCUAUGGCGGCAGCUACGGUGGCGGCUAUGGCUAUGGCGACGGCUACGAUGGAUAUGGCGAUGGCUACAGCAAGGGGAAAGGCAAGGGUAAAGGAAAGGGCAAGAGCAAAGGCCCAUCAUUCUAUUCUAUGCACGAUGAACGUGGUGAUGAACCUCUGCGCGAGAGAUCGCCACGCCGUGCAGGUGGUUUUGGCGGUCGCUGGAAGCACGACAUGUAUGAUGAGAAGGACCUUCCUGCAGGAGAGUACCGAAACUUCGGAGGACGAACCCUUGGCGGUCCUGGCAGGAAAGGCAAGGGCAAGGGGAAGGGCAAGACCAACGGCAAAGCCAACCCCAAGCAACUUGAUCAGCAGCUGAGCCGCUACUUCGGAAAAGAGGAUGAUGGCCUAGACAAGUCAGCGCUGGACACAGAGCUGGACUCCUACAUGGGCAAGGAAAAGGCGGCUGACAAGGCAUAG